This is a messenger RNA of Trichosporon asahii var. asahii CBS 2479, 1062 nucleotides long. RefSeq lists its product as uncharacterized. Gene Ontology annotation, cellular component: nucleus; SMN complex. Bases 1 to 1062 code for a protein of 353 amino acids. Gene Ontology annotation, biological process: spliceosomal snRNP assembly. The transcript has 3 exons. Lineage: Eukaryota; Fungi; Basidiomycota; Tremellomycetes; Trichosporonales; Trichosporonaceae. The record is from RefSeq and is a predicted model, not a curated record.
AUGGGCAAGCGACGAAGACAAAACGAGGAAGUCACUGAGGCUCCGGCAUCCGGGCAAGUGCUUCCCGUCGCGGAGCUCGGGGACGACUUUAACGGCGACGCAGAGGACGGCGCUACUUAUCUUGCUUUAGCCAACCGGGAAGCCGCUUCGCUCCCGUUCUACACGCGCGUCGAGCCGCCAGCCUCGUACUCGGUCAUCGAGAAGCCGUCCAAGGUGACAGUGGAGGUAGAGCAAGGGCGACACCCAGCCCUGCCCAAGGAGUCCUGGGAGGUCGUGAACGCAGCGCAUUUCAAGGCGUACAAGGCGCAGAUUGCCAAACACUGGCCGCCGUCACCGGCUCUCGCGUGUCCCUACCCGUCACCACCGGAUAUCGAGGAUGAGGAGGGAUGGCGCGCAUACAUCGAUGGCGCGGAUGGAGGGGACGAGCAUGACGAGGAAGAAGACGAGGAGAUGGACGAGGAGGCGGCGAUGAACGCGCCCCCGAAACCGGCCCGGCCACGGGAGAGGAGGGAGCCGCUCGUGUCCCUCCUCGCUGGGCUCGAUACAGACGACACGCUCGCACUCCUGGGCCACUUCAACGCCUGGCUAGGCGAGACGGAAACGUUGUCCCCGCUAUGGGCGCGGUGGAUCUUUGCCCUGCUCUGCGUGCUCGAUUCUCGCCUCGAUUCGGGGCAACAGUCCCAGCUCCGCGACCUCGUGCGCACCCUCGCAUCCGUUAUCAUGGUGCGCUGGGAAAAGGCGCUGGGCAAGGACGAGCUCCAGCCAGUCGCGUACAAGGAGGGCUUUUAUGGCGUGCAGACCGUCGCCUCGAACGGGCCGGGAGAGAAGGAGGACGAUAAGGGGGACAAGCCGCCGCAGUGGGCGCUCGGUGCUCGGUGGAAGAAUGACCGGGACGCAGCGCCGCGCUCCGAGUCGCCGAAGCGGCCGCCAGACGACGAUAGCGUCGACGCCGUUCUUGCGCGGACGUGGAUCCUCAUCUCUGCCGUCGUCUCGGGAUGGGGCCAGUGGGAUCUCAUCGACGAGGUGAAUGCGCAGGUAUCCGCGCUCCCCCGUCACUCAUAG